CCAGGAAUAUGUUUACGUCCACACAACAAAAUCCUGCGAAUCAAUGUACUUUAGAAGAUAGAAUAAAGCAAUUACAGGAAAAGUUUGCAGAGAAAGAARGAGAAGUUUCAAUACUAAGGACCAAUUUACAACACUUGAGAGCAUCGUCACAAGUAGAUCAAGAAAAGAAACAGAAAGAAUGGACUGACAAGUUUUCUGCAUUGGAAAAGGAAAAUAAAUCCAUCAAAAGUGAAUUAGAAUUUAAGAAUCUUGAAGUUGCAAAUCUYAAACAUCAAAUUACAGAACUCUUGAAACUAAUAAAUACAGAACAAAAGACCAAAGCUAAUGAGUGCAAAACUACUAUGACAAGUCCUCAAAAGAAAGUAAAGGAAGUGUCGAAUGAAAACACUAAAAUUCAUAUAAAUACUGUGGAAUCAUAA
Messenger RNA from Tribolium madens (black flour beetle), 419 nucleotides. RefSeq lists its product as uncharacterized. Bases 9 to 419 code for a protein of 136 amino acids. NCBI's taxonomy places the organism in Eukaryota, Metazoa, Arthropoda, Insecta, Coleoptera, Tenebrionidae. The transcript has 4 exons. The record is from RefSeq and is a predicted model, not a curated record.